AUGGCUCCCGUUGCUACUAUAUCCUUUGCCCGUGCAGACGACCCCGGCGCACGCAAGCUCGAGCUUGCGAGCGACGCAGCCGACGAAAUCAACCUCCGCAAACUCCAGGAAAAGGACAACGCGUACGACGCCUCGCAGUUCGACAAGAACAAGGACCAGGCAGCGUUCAGGCAGUUUUUGGACGAAAACGAGGGCAGUAAAGCCCUCUAUCGGGAGCAGCACACUAAGCAGACCGUCGAAUUCAACGUCUCGGCCCGGAAGAGGGCGUUCGAGAAGCCGCGCGCGGUCAUGGGCAUUUGGGAGGCGAUGGAGAUGCUCAACACCCUCGUCGAUGCCAGUGACCCCGACACGGACGCGACGCAAAUCGAGCACCUCCUCCAGACCGCUGAGGCCAUGCGGGCAGACGGCAAGCCCCGUUGGAUGCAGGUCACUGGACUUAUCCACGACCUCGGGAAACUGCUGUACUUCUUCGAGCCUGAGGGUCAGUGGGCUGUCGUGGGGGAUACUUAUGUCGUUGGAUGCAAGUUUCCCCUCGACAAGAUUGUGUAUCCCGACACUUUUGGCGAGUGUCCCGACCUCAACCACCUCGUCUACUCCACCGAGUUGGGGAUCUACGAGAAGGGAUGUGGCCUCGAAAACCUCCUCAUCACCUGGGGACACGACGAGUAUCUCUACAUGGUCAUGAAAGCGCAGAGCAGCCUCCCGCAGUCGGCGCUCAACAUGAUUCGGUACCACAGCUUCUACCCUUGGCACAGGGAGGGCGCGUACCGCCAAUUCAUGGGACCGGGUGAUGAGGAGGCACUGCGCGACGUUCUCGCCUUCAACCCAUACGACCUGUACUCCAAGUCGGACGCGCGGCCGGAUGCCACCAAGCUCAAGCCGUACUACGAGGAGCUGAUCGCCGAGUUCUUCCCCGACAAGAUCCGGUGGUAA
Messenger RNA from Cutaneotrichosporon cavernicola, 933 nucleotides. RefSeq lists its product as uncharacterized. Bases 1 to 933 code for a protein of 310 amino acids. The transcript is spliced from 4 exons. The record is from RefSeq and is a predicted model, not a curated record. Gene Ontology annotation, biological process: inositol catabolic process. Gene Ontology annotation, cellular component: cytoplasm. Lineage: Eukaryota; Fungi; Basidiomycota; Tremellomycetes; Trichosporonales; Trichosporonaceae. Gene Ontology annotation, molecular function: inositol oxygenase activity; iron ion binding.